UUUAUAUGUACCGUGAAAGACUUAAAUUGAAGAAUGUUAAGAUUCAUAUGAUCACUCCUUCUUGGUGUGUGUCUGAAAUAUUAAAAAAAAAAAUCUAUAAGAAUAAACCCAAAUAUUCGAUCUUUCACCGACAUAUUUGGUACGUGUUGACAAGCGACCAUGUGAAUUUAGCAUUAUCCAAUUUCGGUCUUUUAUCGUAAUAUAUACAUUCGUUGUAUAUCCCCUGCCAACUUCAUUUCUUGAGUUCGUUGUAGCCGAUGAAAACAUCUGAUGAAAUAAUAAUGAAGCCGGGUUUUGAAUUCGUAUAUUAAUUUAAUCAAAAUCAAUUAGUUAUAAAACAUACAUUUAACAAAUAAUUAAUGUACUUCAAUUAACGUAUAAAAUUUCUACAAAAAAAAAAUGGGUAAAAGAAAAGCACCAGAUAAUGCAGGAAAUCCUAAUCAAGAUUUAUGUGAUUUUCUAUUAGAACUGGCAAAUUAUGAAAAAAAUGUUAGUAAGAAUGUAUACAAAUAUAAUGCUUAUCGUAAAGCAGCUAGUAGCUUGAGUACUUUAAGCGACAGAGUCAAGAGCGGAGAAGAAGCUAGAAAGUUGCCAGGAAUAGGAGAAAAAAUAGCUAAAAAGAUAGACGAAUUUCUUCAAACUGGGAAAUUACGCAAACUUGAAGAAAUUAAUAAAAAUGAUGAUAAUGUUGCAAUCAAUUUGUUAACCCGUGUUUCUGGUAUUGGUCCUGCUAAAGCAAAAGAAUUAGUUGAUGAUGGUAUUAAAAGUUUGGAUGAUUUAAAAAAACACCAGAACAAAUUGAAUCAUCAUCAAAAACUUGGUUUAAAGUAUUUUGAUGAUUUUGAGAAAAAGGUACCUAGAGCAGAAAUAACUGAAAUUGAAAAAAUGUUAAAGAAAUAUAUUUAUGAAUUGAGUAAAGAAUACAUUAUUACUAUAUGUGGAAGUUACAGACGUGGUAAAAAAGAAAGCGGAGAUAUUGAUGCAUUGAUAACUCAUCCAAAUUAUAUUUCCAUAAAUAAGGAAUCGAAAAAAAAGAAUAGUGAUAUGCUUAAAAAUAUUGUUGAAUAUCUUGAAAAAAAACGUUUAAUUACAGAUACAAUGUCUAUUGGGCCAACAAAAUUUAUGGGUGUUUGUCGUGUGUCAAAUGAUAAAAAUAAAUCAUUCAGACGUUUGGAUAUAAGAUUGGUACCAUAUGAUCAAUAUUAUUGUGCUAUACUUCAUUAUACUGGUAGCGAUCUUUUUAAUAAAAACAUAAGGGCUCAUGCGUUGGAGAAGAAGUAUACAUUAAAUGAAUAUACUUUAAAACGACUUACAGUAGAAGGUAUCCCAGGAGAAGCUGAGAAAAUCACAUGCGAAGAAGAUAUUUUUAAAAUACUUGGACUUCCUUAUAAAGAACCAAAGAAUCGAGAUCUUUAAUCAUUUUUAUUCUAUAUACAUA
Messenger RNA from Polistes canadensis, 1438 nucleotides. Its product is annotated as DNA polymerase beta-like. Gene Ontology annotation, biological process: double-strand break repair via nonhomologous end joining. The record is from RefSeq and is a predicted model, not a curated record. Gene Ontology annotation, molecular function: DNA binding; DNA-directed DNA polymerase activity. Gene Ontology annotation, cellular component: nucleus. NCBI's taxonomy places the organism in Eukaryota, Metazoa, Arthropoda, Insecta, Hymenoptera, Vespidae. The coding region runs from base 400 to 1416 and encodes 338 amino acids. The transcript has 6 exons.